AGGACGCGGCCCAGUAAUAGCUAAACCUGGGGCAGCCGCACCCACCCGGUCGCCAUGGAGCUUCCCUCGGGGCGGUGUGGGGAUCCUCGCUCCUGUGACGAAGAGUCGGACCCCGAGCCAGACCCGGACCCUGACGCUCAGGCUGAGGCCUACGUAGCCCGUGUUCUCACCCCACCCAAACCUGGCCUGACCCCGCGGCGCUCGUCGCUGAAGUCCACGCUCUCCGCGUCCCUGGGCGCGCCGGAGCGAAAGGCUGCCCCCAGAGUCCCGGCCGUGCGCCUGCCGGGCCUACUGAGCCUUCCCCCGGAGCUGCUGCUGGAGAUCUGCGCCUACCUGGAUGCACGGGUCGUGCUCCACGUCCUGCCGUGCGUGUGCCAAGCACUCAACGACCUUGUGCGUGAUCAUGUCACCUGGAGGCUACGCGCUCAGCGCCGCGUACGCGCACCCUACCCAGUGGUGGAAGAGGAGGACUUUGACUGGCCAGCCGCCUGCAUCGAGCUGGAACAGCACCUGGCCCGCUGGGCAGAGGAUGGACAGAGAGCCGAGUACUUCUGCCUAGCUGAUGGGCACUUUGCUUCCAUUGAUGCAGUGUUGCUGCUCCAGGGUGGGGCACUGUGUUUGUCAGGCUCCCGAGAUCGCAACGUCAACCUGUGGGACCUACGACAUCUAGGGAAGGAGCCUAAUCGAGUUCUGGUGAAGGCCUUGGGAACCCAGGGCAAUAGCACACACACGGGCUGGGUGUGGUCGCUAGCAGCACAGGACCACCGUGUGUGCUCCGGCUCUUGGGACAGCACUGUGAAGCUGUGGGACAUGGCAGCUGAUGGGCAGCAGUUUGGCGAGAUCAAGGGCAAGGCGGCAGUGCUGUGCCUCUCCUACCAACCUGACAUCCUCGUGACUGGUACCUAUGACAAGAAGGUGACCACCUAUGAUCCCAGAGCUGGCUUGGCUCUGGUGAAGAGCCGGAGGCUGCAUUCGAGUGCUGUGCUAGCGGUGCUGGCAGAUGACAGGCAUAUCAUCUCAGGCAGUGAGGACCACAGUCUUGUGGUAUUUGAUCGCCGAGCCAACAGAGUCCUGCAGCGGCUGCAGCUGGACUCCUAUUUGCUCUGCAUGUCCUACCAGGAGCCCCAGCUCUGGGCGGGUGACAACCAGGGCCUGAUGCACGUCUUCGCCAACCGAGAUGGUUGCUUCCAGCUUGUCCGGUCCUUUGAUGUGGGUCACCAGUCUCAGAUCACAGGGAUCAAGCACUCGCUGGGGACUUUGUAUACAACAUCUACUGACAAGACCAUUCGGGUUCACGUGCCCACAGACCCACCUAGGACCAUCUGUACCAGAAGCCACCACAAUGUAUUGAAUGGGAUCUGUGCUGAGGGCAACGUGGUGGUGGCUGCCUCUGGUGGCCUGUCACUGGAGGUCUGGAGGCUGCUGGCCUAAACAGCUGGACAUGGCUGCGAUGGAUGUUGGUAUACACUGCCUGCUGAGGCUGCCCUAGGCCUCAGCUCUGGAGAACCUUCCUACAAUUGGUGCUGCUUCUGCCCUGCUCCACAGGCCUGGGGCAUAAGAAGCCCAGGGCUGGGCCCACGCCUAUGCCUGUGGAGGUGACAUUCUAGUUUUAGCCACCCAGGGGGCUAUUCCCUACCUUCUACCCCUGGUUGUUUUGUUUUAUUUGUUGAGGCGGUCUCCAUGGAAUCCAGGCUGGCCUCACACUUACUAUGUAUUUGAGCCAAGCCUUGAAUGCCUGGUCCUCCUGCUUCAGUCUCCAAGUGUUGGGAUAAUGGGUACACCGCCACCCUGGGUGAUCCCUAUUUUGUUAGGUUGGGUGCCUCUUUCCCACAGGAGAGUGAAGAAGGAAUAAAUGACCUACUGUGCAAUUGUUGGGAACUGGAGUGUGAGCUU
Molecule: messenger RNA, 1893 nt
Organism: Microtus oregoni (creeping vole)
Lineage: Eukaryota; Metazoa; Chordata; Mammalia; Rodentia; Cricetidae
Gene: Fbxw9
Product: F-box and WD repeat domain containing 9
Exons: 10
Coding region: 55-1431 (458 amino acids)
Biological process (GO): intein-mediated protein splicing
Cellular component (GO): preribosome, large subunit precursor
Molecular function (GO): protein binding
Source: RefSeq, a predicted model, not a curated record